Cotesia glomerata is the source of this 2199-nucleotide messenger RNA. RefSeq lists its product as uncharacterized. NCBI's taxonomy places the organism in Eukaryota, Metazoa, Arthropoda, Insecta, Hymenoptera, Braconidae. Bases 905 to 2128 code for a protein of 407 amino acids. The record is from RefSeq and is a predicted model, not a curated record. The transcript is spliced from 7 exons.
GUCACAGCUUUUUUGCUUUGCUUUAUUUCACAGUUAUUAUCAAGAGGAAGCUAUGCUAUUGCUGAAUGCUGAAUGUAUGUCGUAUGUGGAUAUCGGAAGUUUCAAAUUAAUUUUUGGUGUACAAACUUAUUGUUGGAACUCUUGUUAAUUAAACGUUACAAGGACGAAUGUCCUUGGAGAGUCACUUAAAGUGAUGACAAACGAAUCAGAAGCUGGUUCUAGGGGGCCAAAAUUUCAUUCCACGGAUACACUCUAUUCCCUGUUACACACUACGGGAAAAGUUUUUAAGGGGCUUGGUAUAGUUGGUUGGAGAGGCCCGUUGACAAAAGCACCAAGGUGCAAUUACAAUUACAAAGAGAGAAUACGCCGUAACGAAGAGAUUUGCUAUAUGCGUGACACUCUCCUUUUCACUUGAGCAAAUUUCUGUCACACUUUGUGAGCGACGUAUACUUUUUCGCGGGACUCUUAACUUUUUAUAUUUAUAAAAUAAAAAAUUACUAUCAUUGUUUUCAUAACGUUUAAUUACUCGUUUUUAUAAAAUUAAAUUCAAAUUUAGUUAAAUGACGAUAUAAAUUCGAUUAAUUAAAUAAUGAUUCAAAUGAGAUAAUUGUUAAGAGAUAUACGAAACAAAAAGCUCUAACGAAUUAAAUAACUAACGAGCAUGCAACCCUGAAGGGCAAAGUGGGUCUCUAUGUGAUUGCUCGCGUGUGACUACCAUAUAAAUAGUGAAACUCGGGAAAUUAGAGAGUCAUUCACUCUCAAUUUUUUCAACCAACAACAUUAUAAGAAAUUGUUUAUCAUUUUUUUUUUAGUUUCUUAUCAACAGUUGUGUUUUAAUUUUGAGUUUUUAUUUUUCCAAAUGACUUGAGUCUUGAUUUAUAAAAAAUAAAAGUUUUUAAUAAAAAUGAUUCGCUUAAUGAGCUUUUUCAUUUUUUUAACACUCGUAAUUUACGAGUCUGGUUCAGUUGCAGUGUUAUCGGAAAAAAAUACACUGGAGCCGAUUAAACCAUCGCCAGUUGAUGAGACUUCAAACGAUGAAUCUCCGGAAAAGUUUGUUUUACCUCUAGCGGAAGGAUCCAGUGAUAGCAAAGUAAACAAACGUGAUAAAGCUUCAAAAGAUGAUAAAUUUAUAGAUGAUGAUAGAAAGGAUAAGAGGAAUCAUGGAAGAUUUAGUGAGAGAGAAAAGUCCCCUCUCCUCAAUUGUUGUGGGAGCAGAAUCGAGACUCUUGGGCGACCUGAGUCGACGUUACAACCUACAACUAGAGCGUCAGAUAUUAAUCGCUAUCCAGAUCGAUAUGGAAAUCGACCGGAUGAUAGAUACAAUAACUGGCAGUCUGUCAGACCGAGUAGUUCUACCAACAGUGGAGUUUAUGGAAACUCUGGUAAUCAACCCGACAGAAGGUUUGGAUACCGUCCAUCAUAUCAUGAUUCCGAGUACGGAAGACCCGGAAAUAAACCCAGUUAUAAUUACGGUUACGGUUACGGAGGAUACGGCGACAGUGGUUCUUUCGCAAGUCAAGGAUUCGACUUAAGUCAUCGCCCAGGUGGAAUUUUCUUUACAGGUAGCAACAGACAUCCAGGUUAUGGAAUCCAUGGAGUUUUAGAAGGACAAGAUGAAUUUCCUGCUGAAGGGAGUGCAAUGAAACCCAAUAUUCAAACUCAAAAGGCUGUAGCUUUGAAAGCGUUGGCAGGAGUUGCGUUAAUUGGCGCGGCAGCAGCACUGGCUGCCAAUCCAGCUCUCAUUCCUGUUGGAGUUCUCGCUGCGGGACGAAAACGGCGCUCCAUUGAACCUGACCAAUCGUUCAAUCUUUUACAAUUCCCAGAGCAAUUUAUUCGUGACCAUAUACCCGGAGUGUAUGAAGACGACGAAGCAGCUAACAGAUUCUGGGAGUCACCGCAGUGUGUUGCUCGACUUACCUGCGAAGUUCAGAAUGAAUAUCUAAAGGCGAUUUCGAAGAAUCCGAAUCUACGCAAGGAUGUUCAACAUCGGCUAAAAGAAUUAAUUGACAGUCAGAUUCUCAGUGUCGAUUACGUUAACCAAAGUAUGAAGAUGCUGACCAAAAUAGCACGCAACGCAACUCCCACAAACGGAAAAUGUGAGAUAUUUGCUUGUAAUUUCUUUACAUAAAAUACCUUAUUAAAUAACAUUGAAUUUAUUAUAAAGUAGUAGUUAGAAAUUUUUAUAAAUACAUAUUUAAU